AUGUUAAGUGAUGACCUUCCGGUUACUACAAAAGAAUUAUAUGGCUGGUAUUUAUAUAACUUGGCGUGUGAAGUUUAUUAUGUUGCCGCAAUAACAGUUUUCAUUCCAGUCGUAUUGGAACAUCUCGCGAGCCAAGCUGGAUUCGAGCUUGAUCAUGUGACUCCAUGCAACAUGUCACAAAUAAAUUAUAAAUGCCAGGCAAAGUUUGGCACGGUAUUUGUUGAUACCGCAAGCUAUUCACUAUAUAUAAUAUCCAUUUCCGUAUUUCUUCAAGCCAUUGUAUAUAUUGCAUUUGGCUCUCUUGCGGAUCAUGGGAACUAUCGGAAAAAGUUCUUGCUUACUUUUUCAUAUAUUGGCGCGUUGGCAACAAUUGCUUUCAUUUUCGUAAUAUCAUCUGAUCUUUAUUGGUUCGCUGGACUUUUAACAAUCAUAUCUAAUGUCUCAUUCGGUGCCGCUUUUGUAUUUUACCUUGCAUAUAUUCCAACGUUUACUCGUGCCCAUCCUCGAGUAAUAGAUGCUAAAAGGGCUGGUAUAUCACCCGAUGAAUUAAAUAAGAUCGAGGAAAAAAUCGCAAAUACCAUAUCCUCUAAUUCUGUAAUUGUCGGUUGUUCUGCUGGUGUGCUCAUUCUAAUUCUUUGUGCAGGUGUCGUGUUGUUGAUGAAGGACGAUGCAUACAGUUAUCAAGUUAGCACUGCCAUUUGUGGUGCCUGGUGGCUUCUCAAUUUGACUUUUCCACUAUUAUGGUUGCAGGAUCCAAGUCUCCAUGCACUGAUUCCAAUAUAUGGUUUAAUUGGUUUUGUGGCUCCUUUUGGCCUCAAGAACGUUUGGGAAGUUUGGAUGUUCGCUGUUUAUUUUGGAUUCUCGUUGGGUGCUAUUCAGAGUUAUUGUCGAGUUUUGUUUGGGAGCAUAGUACCACGUGGUCAUGAGAAUGAAUUGUUUUCACUUUAUGAAAUUACUGAUAAGGGUUCAAGUUGGUUAGGUCCAUUUGUAGUAGCUUUGAUAGAAGAUGUAACCCACGACCUUCGAUAUUCUUAUUUUUUUUUAUUUGUUAUGAUGAUAGUACCAAUUUUUAUCAUUUAUACUGUCGAUGUUCAACGGGGUAAAGAGGAUGCUGAAACUUUUGUAAGAAAAGAAUAUGAGAUACUUGAACUAAAAAGAUUAUCAGCAGCUCCUAAAGACAUAAUUACAUGA
Racocetra persica is the source of this 1191-nucleotide messenger RNA. NCBI's taxonomy places the organism in Eukaryota, Fungi, Glomeromycota, Glomeromycetes, Diversisporales, Gigasporaceae. The record is from the annotation of a GenBank genome assembly.